UGGCUACCAAUGGAUCUGGAUAGAUGUUGAAGAAACAAUCGGCCAUCUGAGACAAAAUCCACGUAUGAGGCCUACGUUGUCAUGAUGCCGAUCAAGAUGAUUCGACCACGAUUUCAAGAUGUCAUCUCAUUUCCCAGCCUCGCCAGGUGCACAGCCGGGAUGGCUGGGCUUCCAAUUUUGCUUUUGCAAGAACCCCAAGACCACAGAUUCCAGACUCCAUAAAACAUUUGUAUCUCGAAACAAUGCCCACAAUCCUCACCCCUCAAGGUUGGGUCAAGGUCGCAGCUCCCCCUCCUUCUCGACCCAAAAAGCGUGUCAAAUAUGAUCCCGUCCGCGCUCUCAAAGGGCCACUGUCAUAUCUAAGCUGUCAACCGCUACCACCAAGUCCCAACAAGAAAACGACCGGCAACAGACCGCAAUAUCCGUACGAUUUGGAUGUACCACCCGAGAAACUGGAACAGCAGUCGAGAACGCCUCGCCAGAGCAGCAGAGCCGCUUCGGCACCACACCAGGUCCAGGAGAUACAGUACAUCGACGAAGAAGACUACCUAGAGGAACUAGGACUUCAAGGUCGACUUACCGGAUCAGAGUCGUCCAGAUCGAGUAGGAGCGUGACGCCGCCGCCGCCAAAAUCGCCUUCGAGAUCUCAGCGCCAUGAGCACGACCACCAUCACAGUCCUCAGUCUGCCAGAUCAUACGCACGGCAUCGCCCUGUCGAGGCUGCUCCGCGACCGACGAGUGCGUAUCACCCGCAGACGCAAGGAGGUUCUCGCGACUACAACAACUAUUCGGCGCCGGGGUCGUUUGAGCGGCCACCGCCACCUUCGAAUGCGAGGAAUAUUUCCUAUGCAUGGUACAAUGCAACCACACCGUUGAAUUUGUGAUGAUAAUGGGUCGAUCUGGGGACGUCUUGUCAUGGGUCGGGAAAGUUUCCGCGCCAGAGAGCGUGUUGUAUUGUAGCUACACUUUGAGAUUGAAUGUAUACACAUAGGCACUGGGAGAUAUUUGAGAUCAAGUAUGGUUUCUUGAUUGACGUGUACAAAUUCACAAUGUACUUCUU
Exophiala viscosa is the source of this 1060-nucleotide messenger RNA. RefSeq lists its product as uncharacterized. The transcript has 2 exons. NCBI's taxonomy places the organism in Eukaryota, Fungi, Ascomycota, Eurotiomycetes, Chaetothyriales, Herpotrichiellaceae. The record is from RefSeq and is a predicted model, not a curated record. The coding region runs from base 243 to 884 and encodes 213 amino acids.